UUAGCCCUUUGCUACAAACCCUAACUGGUCCACAAUGCUCCUUCUCUCCCUCAUUAAAUUCACCACUUCUCACUUCUCCAUAGUUCCAUCCUUUUUUCUCUCUCCAUUCUCUCUUCUCUUCUUCACACCACCAUUCAUAUAAUUAACCUAGCUAGGGCUAAAACAAAACCUAAACCUUUUCUUCUUCAAUAUGGGACAUCACUCUUGCUGCAACAAACAGAAAGUUAAAAGAGGUUUAUGGUCACCUGAAGAAGAUGAAAAACUCAUCAACUACAUCACUACUUAUGGACAUGGCUGCUGGAGUUCUGUGCCUAAGCUUGCUGGUUUGCAAAGAUGUGGAAAAAGCUGCAGAUUAAGAUGGAUUAAUUAUUUAAGACCUGAUUUGAAACGUGGAAGCUUUUCUCCUCAAGAAGCUGCUCUUAUCAUUGAACUUCAUACCAUUCUUGGCAACAGGUGGGCACAGAUAGCAAAACAUUUACCAGGAAGAACUGAUAAUGAAGUGAAGAACUUUUGGAAUUCAAGCAUAAAGAAGAAACUGCUUUCACAUGAUUUUGUUCCUUCUUUAACCACAUUUUCUGAUCAUAUUCACUGUCCUAGAAAUGAAACUUUCUUCCCUUUGUUAAAUGACAAUCCUAUCCUUAAUAACAACUCUCAUCAUCAUCAAUAUCACUUAGAUCAUCAUCUUUACUUUCCCAUCAAUCUUCCAUCUCCAAUCCUACAAGAUCAAAAUGACCAUAUCAAGAAUAUUGAUAUCAACAACAUUUUGAAUGCCAAUUUUCAUAAUCCAUCUUUGCCAGAAACACUACCUUCUUCCAAUAAUCUUGUUUCAUCUUCUUAUGACCAAUUUGAUACUUGGUCAUUCAUUCAUCAUCUCAAUCCAAAUCUUCACCAAAACUAUAAUAUUGUUGAGAAUUUCAUCAACAAUAAUAAUCCAAACACAAUAUGGCAACAUCAACAUCAGCAGCAACAGCAACCGCAACCGCAGCAACAGCAACAACACUAUGAGAGUAGUAGUCAUCAUUUGGUGGAACUUGAUAAUUCUAUUGUCCCAAAAGUUUGUGAAAUUGAAACCAUCAAGGAUAAUUUUGUUUCUAGCAUCCCAUUUUCUUCUUCUGAUUCACAACAUCAUCAUCAUCAUGAUCUUAUCCAUCAAAUUGUGGCUGCAGAAGUUAAUAACAAUGAUGUUCAAGCUGUGGAGUAUAAUAAUAUCAUGGAUGCUCUCAUCAUGUCAUCCUCAUUACCAUCCUCAACAACAACAACAAUAACAUCUUCAUCAUCACCACCACUAUCAUUCUACCAAGCACCAGAAAAAAUUCUCGCAAAACCUAUCCUUCCUUCAACUUGGGAGUCAUCAUCAUCAUGAAUCAUGAAUCAUGAAUCAUGAUCAUCAUCAGCAUGUGUAUAUUAUAUGCAUUUGAUUACCUUCAUGAUCUCUAGAAGUUUGGAAUAUUAAGAGGGGUAUAUUUGCAAACAUGAGAUUUGCUAGUUGAGGCUUUUCCAUGAAUAUGUCUAGUUUGUUUCACAUGUUUGUAAACUAAAAACUAUGUAUUUUUCUGAAUCAUUUACUAUAAAUUUAGUAGUAUUUGUUUUGUCAUUUAUUGUAUGAGAAAUAAUCAUAUAUGCUUAGUUGUGCAGUCCUUUACGUUGACACAUUGUCUGUUUGACAUUUAUGGAUGAUGAUGUCAAAAUAUGUACACACUCCAUGGUCAACUUGUUCUCACUUCACGCCAAAUUCUGAUCUUAUAGACUAUAGCUAGCUAGGGAUCAAUGCUCUGCAGGUACUUAUAGCAUAUUCUGAUGUGAUUCAC
Messenger RNA from Vicia villosa (hairy vetch), 1808 nucleotides. RefSeq names its product transcription factor MYB26-like. The coding region runs from base 191 to 1363 and encodes 390 amino acids. The record is from RefSeq and is a predicted model, not a curated record. The transcript is spliced from 2 exons. Lineage: Eukaryota; Viridiplantae; Streptophyta; Magnoliopsida; Fabales; Fabaceae.